AUGCGCUCUUGUUCUCGACACGCACAUGCACGUGUCAUCACGCGCAGUGAUGACGAGCGCGAGCACGCCAACCUGCUGAUGGCGCAGCAGAACCGCCGCGGCGGCCGCGUCUACCUCGCACCCAUCUCGCGUCCGGUGUCUGAGUUCUUUGACGAGGCCAAGGGUGACGCCCUCAACGGCGUGGAGAUGUCGCUGGCCCUCGAAAAGCUCAACUUCCUGAAGCUCAGGCACCUGCACGCCGUCGCCAGUGAGGAGGGGGACGCCGAGUUCACGCAGUUCAUCGAGGACAACCUGCUGCGCCCCCAGUCCACUGAGGUCAAGCAAGCCGCGGACCUCUUCAGUCGCGUCAGGCGCGCGGGCCCGGGCCACGGCGUGGUCCACAUUGACAUUGAGCUGCAGAGGCGCUACGGUUCCGGGCUGGACGGCGGCGGCGGUGACGGCAACGGCGCGGCGGCUUGA
Messenger RNA from Monoraphidium neglectum, 459 nucleotides. Its product is annotated as ferritin heavy chain. The record is from RefSeq and is a predicted model, not a curated record. Gene Ontology annotation, cellular component: cytoplasm. The coding region runs from base 1 to 459 and encodes 152 amino acids. The transcript is spliced from 7 exons. Gene Ontology annotation, molecular function: ferric iron binding; ferrous iron binding. Gene Ontology annotation, biological process: iron ion transport; intracellular iron ion homeostasis. Lineage: Eukaryota; Viridiplantae; Chlorophyta; Chlorophyceae; Sphaeropleales; Selenastraceae.